Molecule: messenger RNA, 3234 nt
Organism: Pan troglodytes (chimpanzee)
Lineage: Eukaryota; Metazoa; Chordata; Mammalia; Primates; Hominidae
Product: rho GTPase-activating protein 23-like
Biological process (GO): signal transduction
Source: RefSeq, a predicted model, not a curated record
AUGCCCGUGGAGGAGGACAGGUUAGGGCACUAUUUGGUAUACGCUACUGGUGGCAUUGGGGGACGGAGGCUUUUCUGGCUUUGCCUGCCCAGCUGCUCCAUGCCAGGAGGAGGAGGAGACACCCAGAGCCUGCGACACCACAGCUCGCCUCACUGCGGGUGGGUGGCAGCGACGGAGACUGCAGUGCGCCAGAGCGGUAGGAGAGUGGCCGCGCUAGGAGGGCAGGCGGCUGCAGCCGGGGUUGGGGGUCAGCCUUACAGCGAUGGAUGGGCUGCAGCAGUGGCCAGGCGCCCUGGGCCUGAAGUGGACUUGGAGGUGUCCUGGCCCCGGUAUGACCCUGGCCCUGCCCCUGCCCUUGCCCUUGCCCUGGCACUGGCCUUGGACAUGUCCAUGGUCGUAACCCUGGCCCUGCCCUGGAGCUGCCACUGUCUUGGCCCUGCCCUGGCUCUGGCCCUGCCCCGGCCCUGGCUCUGGCCCUGCCCCGGCCCUGGCCCUGCCCCUGCCCCAGCCAUAGACCUGCCCUGGGACAUGGAUGAAGCUGACAACCAUCAUUCUCAGCAAACUAACAGAAGAACAGAAAACCAGACAUCGCUGUUUUCACUCGUGUCCAGUGUGAGGUGCAGCUGGUGGAGUCUGCGGGAGGCCUUGGUACUGCCUGGGGGGUCCCUUAGACUCUCCUGUGCAGCCUCUGGAUUCACUUUCAGUAACGCCUGGAUGAGCUGGGUCCGCCAGACUCCAGGGAAGGGGCUGGAGUGGGUUGGCUGUAUUAAAAGCAAAGCUAAUGGUGGGACAACAGACUACGCUGCACCUGUGAAAGGCAGAUUCACCAUCUCAAGAGAUGAUUCAAAAAACACGCUGCAUCUGCAAAUGAACAGCCUGAAAACCGAGGACACGGCCGUAUAUUACUGUACCACAGACACAGAUUCCAUGGCCACAGUCUGGACAGUGGAUGAGCCCACCAGCCCCAGCACUGACCUCCAAGCCAAGCAUGUCCCUGCCUUUGCUGUGGUCUCCAGUGCCAUGAACUCAGCCGCUGUCCUGGGCACCAGCCCAUCUUCCCCGACCUUCACCUUCACCCUCGGACGGCAUUACUCGCAGGACUGCAGCAGCAUCAAGGCUGGCCGCCGCUCCUCCUACCUGCUGGCCAUCACCACGGAGCGCUCCAAGUCCUGCGAUGAUGGACUCAACACCUUCCGCGAUGAGGGCCGGGUUCUGCGGCACCUGCCAAACCGCAUACCCAGCCUGCCGUUGCUCCGGAGCUUCUUCACAGACGGGUCCUUGGAUAGCUGGGGCACCUCUGAAGAUGCUGACGCUCCUUCUAAGCGACACUCAACCUCUGACCUCUCAGAUGCGACCUUCAGCGAUAUCAGGAGAGAAGGCUGGUUGUAUUAUAAGCAGAUUCUCACCAAGAAGGGGAAGAAAGCGGGCAGCGGCCUGAGCCAGUGGAAGCGAGUGUACGCCGCGCUGCGGGAGCGCUCGCUCUCGCUGAGCAAGGAGCGGCGGGAGCCCGGGCCGGCAGCGGCGGGGGCUGCGGCGGCCGGCGCAGGUGAGGACUAGGCGGCGCCCGUCUGCAUCGGCUCCUGCCUCGUGGACAUCUCCUACAGCGAGACCAAGAGGAGGCACGUGUUCCGGCUGACCACCGCUGACUUCUGUGAAUAUCUCUUUCAGGCUGAGGACUGGGAUGACAUGCUGGGCUGGAUCAGAGCGAUCCGGGAGAACAGCAGGGCCGAGGGCGAGGACCCCGGCUGUGCCAACCAAGCUCUGAUCAGCAAGAAGCUUAAUGAUUAUCGCAAAGUGAGCCAUAGCUCUGGGCCCAAAGCUGAUUCCUCCCCCAAAGGCUCUCGCGGCCUGGGGGGCCUCAAGUCUGAGUUCCUCAAGCAGAGUGCAGCACGUGGCCUCAGGACUCAGGACCUGCCCGCAGGGAGCAAGGAUGACACUGCUGCAGCCCCCAAAACCCCCUGGGGCAUCAACAUCAUCAAGAAAAAUAAGAAGGCUGCCCCAAGGGCAUUUGGGGUCAGGCUGGAGGAGUGCCAGCCAGCCAUGGAGAACCAGCACGUCCCCUUAAUUGUGGCUGCAUGCUGUCACAUUGUGGAGGCACGAGGGCUGGAGUCCACAGGCUUUUACCGAGUGCCCGGCAACAAUGCAGUGGUGUCCAGCCUACAGGAGCAGCUCAACCGUGGGCCUGGUGACAUCAACCAGCAGGAUGAGCGCUGGCAAGACCUCAAUGUGAUCAACAGCCUGCUCAAGUCCUUCUUCCGAAAGCUGCCCGAGCCUGAUGACAAAUACAACGACUUCAUCGAGGCCAACUGCAUUGAGGACGCGCGGGAGCAGAUGAGGACGCUGCGGAAGCUGAUCCGGGAUCUCCCAGGACACUACUUUGAAAUGCUCAAAUUCCUUGUGGGCCAUCUCGAGACCAUCGCUGACCACUCUGAGAAAAACAAGAUGGAACCCCGGAACCUGGCCCUGGUCUUUGGGCGGACACUGGUGAGGAUGUCUGAGGACAACAUGACAGACAUGGUGACCCACAUGCCUGACCGCUACAAGAUCGUGGAGACACUGAUCCAGCACUCAGACUGGUUCUUCAGUGACGAAGAGGACAAGGGAGAGAGAGAGUAAACCCCUGUGGGCAACAAGGAGCCUCAGGCAGUGCCCAACAUUGAGUACCUCCUGCCCAACAUUGGCAGGACAGUGCCCCCUGGUGACCCGGGGUCAGAUUCUACCACCUGUAGUUCAGUCAAGUCCAAGGUACGUAUGAAGGCAAUUCUGAAGGCUUGAUCCCUGUACAAGCCAGCCCACUUUGGUUUUUGUUCAAGGGAAUUGAGGGAAUGGCAAUUGGACCGUGGGGAAAGUUGAUGGUCCCUGGGAGGGAAGGCAGGAGGUACCGAGUGCCCAAGGUAAGCUGAGAAGUUGCUUACCUUGGCAGUGUUUGGUGAGGCAUCUGCUGUAGUAGAAGGACCUGGCCUGGGAGUUAUGUGGCUAGGAGGCAAUGUCACUCAGUAGUUAGAAGCACAGACUCUGGAGUCAGACAGUCCUGGGUUUGAGUUCUGGCUCCACCAUUUAGUAGUUUGGGACAUUGGGCAAGUUACUUAACCACUUUCUGAUCCUUAGCUUCCUCAUCUAUAAAAUGGGAAUAUCAGUAAAUCUGUGGGGUGCUAUAAUAAAUAAAACAGAUAUCCUUUAAGGUCUUUGGAGAGCCUAAAGCAACCAGAAGGAAACAAAGAGAGGAGCAGAAAU